UUUCUUGAAGAUAUUAGUGGUCAUCUAACAUUCCCGCUUGAUGACACAGAUGCACACAUGCUCAUGUUGAAUCUGCAGAUAUGUCCAGUUGGGCUGGUGUGGUUAAAGCAGGUGUGUGUUUUUCCAGCGGUAUAAUGUCCGCCCUUUCCAUGACCCAGGCUUUUCGCCUUUCCUUGUGAUUAUUAGCUGGUUUAUCUGUGUUGGGCUGUGUGAGCUCGUGAAUGAGGAUGUGACCUUUAUUGGUGAAUAUGGAUGACAGUCGUCAGGCUAUCUCUCGAGCUGAUAUGAGCACACUGCCUGGAUAUACCGGGGCCCGAGUAUCAGGCUGCUGGGCUCUUCGCACAGAUGGAGGUGGGAGUGGUGAGGACUCUUUGGACAAGCUCCUCCCUCCUGUCAGCACCUCACGCAGGAAGAGCAGCACUCUGGGUAAAACAGAACCUCCGUUGCUCCGCACCGGCACACGGACCAUCUACACAGCUGGCAGACCACCCUGGUACAAUGAACAUGGAGCCCUUUUUAAAGAGGCCUUUGUUAUCGGACUGUGUGGUGGCAGUGCUUCUGGAAAAACUACUGUAGCUAAUAAAAUCAUUGAAGCUUUGGAUGUUCCCUGGGUGGUUCUUCUGUCUAUGGACUUGUUCUAUAAAGUUCUGUCUCCGGAGGAACAAGCUUGGGCAGCCAGUAAUGACUAUAACUUUGAUCGUCCAGGAGCUUUUGACUUUGAGCUGCUUGUGACCACGCUGCAGAAACUUAACGGGAAAAGUGUGAAAAUCCCUGUGUAUGACUUCACCUCACAUGGACGACAGAGAGACUGGAAAAACGUCUAUGGUGCCAGUGUCAUUAUCUUUGAGGGCAUCCUGUCGUUUGCAGACAUAGAGCUGUUGCAGCUCAUGGACAUGAAGAUUUUUGUAGAUACUGAUUCGGAUAUUCGACUGGUACGGAGGCUGAGGAGGGACAUCACAGAGAGGGGCUGGGACAUUGAGGGUGUCAUUAAACAGUACAAUAAGUUUGUAAAGCCAGCCUUUGAGCAGUACAUUGAACGCACCAUGAGACUGGCGGACAUUGUAGUGCCACGAGGUGGCGGUAACAUGGCAGCCAUUGACCUGAUUGUACAGCAUGUUCACAGCCAACUAGAAGAGCGUGAACUUAGUGUCAGAGCGCUCCUGGCCAGCGCCCAUCAGUCGCAGCCUCUCCCUCAGACUCUCAGUGUGUUGGAGAGUACACCACAGGUCAGAGGUCUCCUCACCAUUAUCAGGGAAAACAUUGGUCAACUCUCAUGUGAACCGUUUAUCAACCACAUAAGAUACUUUAAAACAUUGAUAUCGUCUGUGUUGUGUUUGACCAGCACUGUACAGACACCACAGGGCCAAGCGUAUGAAGGGCGCAGAUUUCGUGGGAAAGGGAUCACAGGUGUGUCCAUUCUCCGGGCAGGUGAGACUAUGGAACCUGCUUUAAGAGCCGUGUGCAAGGACGUUCGCAUUGGCAAGAUUCUGAUCCAGACGAAUAUGGAUUCAGGGGAACCAGUGCUGCAUUACCUGCAACUGCCCAGAGACAUCAGAGAUCAUGUGAUUUUGAUGGACAGCACCGUUUCCACGGGAGCGGCAGCCAUGAUGGUGUUGCUGGAUCAUGAUGUCCGGGAGGACAAUAUUGUGUUGGUGUCUCUCUUGAUGGCAGAAUUGGGAGUUCACUGUGUGGCUUACGUCUUCCCUCGUGUCAAAAUCGUCACAACUGCUGUAGACAAGAGCUUAGAUGAUCUCCUUCAUGUCAUUCCAGGGAUAGGAGACUUUGGUGAUCGUUACUUUGGAACGGAUGGGCCUUCAUCAUGGAGUGAUGACAAAGACAAAGAACUGCAGCAAGAGCUGAGGUUUGACACAUUAUUCAAGGUCAUACACCAAAGUGUGUACUACAUAGUGGUAGGCGAGGUAUCAACACUUCCUUACAUAGACCCAGUCAGGCACAACAAUUGUUGUGCUAGCAUACCCAUGAGGCACACUGUUCUGUAG
Molecule: messenger RNA, 2000 nt
Organism: Triplophysa rosa
Lineage: Eukaryota; Metazoa; Chordata; Actinopteri; Cypriniformes; Nemacheilidae
Gene: uckl1a
Product: uridine-cytidine kinase 1-like 1a
Cellular component (GO): cytoplasm
Molecular function (GO): kinase activity; ATP binding
Source: RefSeq, a predicted model, not a curated record